AUGUUGUGCGACACGAUUGAGCAGGGCAAAAUGAAGUGCGAACAGUAUUGGCCCAAUGAGCAAGACGAAAAGAUGGAAAUCGGAGACUUUGUUUUGACGACGGUAAAAGUGACCAGUAACGACGCCCACGUGGUAAGGUCAACCAUAGAAAUAGUGACUGCUGGAGGGGCAGCGGCACAAAGUGAAACACCAUCGAUGGAAAACGUG
Ostertagia ostertagi is the source of this 207-nucleotide messenger RNA. NCBI's taxonomy places the organism in Eukaryota, Metazoa, Nematoda, Chromadorea, Rhabditida, Trichostrongylidae. The record is from the annotation of a GenBank genome assembly.